GCAAAGUGCACGUUUGUUUAAAGGAAGAAAAUCCUUUCUGCUUACAAUUCUGAAAGUUUUAAAUACUACUUAUUUUCGAUCUGUAAAUACAAUUUCUUGGAAACAAUAUCCUAAACGCCAAAUACAACUUACUCCCUAGUGUAAUUUUUUCUAAAUAGGAUCAUUUCCCUAAUUUCUUUACGAAAUUAAAGGGGUAAUGGGACACAGAGGAACACCAUGCAUUUAAAUAAGGUUUACCAAUGUAGUGAAGCCGUAUUGUGUUUUUCCUUCCCCCAACAUAUUUAAUUAAUUAAUAUAUUAUUUUAGUUUUCAAAGAUCGUUAUAAAUCUGACACUCUUACAGUGUCAAACUCGUUUUCUCUAUGUUAUGCCAACCCUGAUGUUCAACAUGUUCGCGGCUCAUCAGCCUCGGUUUAUGGUCAUUGUACUUCUGUCCAUCGAGAUCAUCACCUCGAGAUGCAGUUCCACCACGCAAGAGCUUCACACCGGCUUCUCGGCCACACCAGACUCUUCAACGGCGUCGUUUCAGGCAGUUCUCAAUGACUCCAGUGGAAACUUUUCUCUGGGCUUCCUCCGCGUGAACCGAAACCAGCUGGCACUAGCCAUCCUCCACGUCCCAUCCUCGGAGCCUUUCUGGGUGGCCAACCCAACCCGCGCAGCUUCCUGGUCCGACAACACGCGCCUCUUCUUCAACGGUAGUCUAGUGCUGUCGGACUCCGAAACGCGCCUUUCGUGGUCAACCGCCACAAACGGAGACCGUGUGGUGCUCCUCAACACCUCCAACUUGCAGGUCCAAACCCAAGGUCGUCCCCUCUGGGAGAGUUUUAACUUUCCAACAAAUACCAUCGUCCAGGGCCAGAAUUUCACUUCCAAAAUGUCUCUGUUAUCCUCCAACGGAUUAUAUUCGUUGCGGUUAGGCAGCGAUUUCAUGGGACUAUACGAAGGAAACGGGGAUUUAUACUGGAAACGCACAGUACUUGAGACGAAAGCGGAAGUGCAGGAAGGUAAGGGGCCGAUUUACGCCCGAGUCAACCCGGAGGGUUACCUUGGGAUGUAUCAGACAAACGACGAGAAACCCGCGGAUGUUCAAAAGUUCAACAGCUUUCAACAGGUUGUCACAGCGGCGUCGUUUUUGUUCGUGCGGAUGGAAUCGGACGGGAAUUUGAAAGGUUAUUACUGGGACGGUUCCGAGUGGCUAAUUAACUACCAGGCUAUUUCUGAGACCUGCGAACUCCCCCGGUCCUGCGGUUCCUACGGUUUGUGCACGCCCGGCGAGUCUGGAUGCUCCUGCUUAGAUAACCAGACCCGGUUCGAAGCGGGUGGGUGUUUCAACGAUGUUGGUGGAGAGUUGUGUGGGGAAGAAGGGAUUGGUGGGAAUAGAAACGGUUACUGGGUGCUGAGAAAGACCGGCGUGGAGCCACCGCAUAAGGAGCUCCUUAGCCACGUGACGAAGUCGUCUUUGGCGGAAUGCGAGGAGUUCUGCGAGAAGAACUGUAGCUGUUGGGGAGCGCUGUAUAACAACGGCACCGGGUUUUGCUACAUGUUGGAUAGUCCAAUCGGAACAUUGUUGGGUAGCGGAGAUGCGACAAAAGUGGGGUAUUUCAAAGUUAAAAAAGGGGAACGAGAAAAUAAACGGGUUUGGGUACGGGUCGGAAUUGUGAUUACGGUUUUGGUAAUGGUUGGGAUUAUUAUUGUUGGUACGGGGCUUUGUGUGAGACGAUGGAAAAGGAGAAGAGGAGUGAAGGAAGAGGAUUGGGCCUCGCCCGGCCCGUAUAAAAAUCUUGGAUCUGCGAGUUUUAGAUCCAUCGAAAUGAGCAAUAGAUAAUAGAGAGUGACGGAAGGGGUGACGCAUUGGUGUGGGUUGACAUUGGUGGGGUCCAUCUAAUCUAAUAUUAUUUUGUACAUGGCACUGUCAUGAGUGAUGUGUGACUCUUUUGGCUCCCUCAAUGCUUUUGACCUUUCCUUAUUUAUACGAAAGAAUUGGUGACUGAGUUGGGUGAAAAGGGGAAGGGGCUGUUUGUUUUCUCAUCCAACCACCACGAGGGGAAGCAAGUGGCAAUUUGGAAUGCUCGGUGCAGCCAAACAAGUAUGAGUUGAAUAUUUGGUGUAAUGAGUGGAAUUAUUCUUCUCUAGUUUUGCUGUGGGAUCUCUGUUUCUUUGUACUCCUAUUUCACUUCAAACUGCUGCCGCCCCCGUGCUAAAGUUCAAACCAA
Molecule: messenger RNA, 2212 nt
Organism: Vigna angularis (adzuki bean)
Lineage: Eukaryota; Viridiplantae; Streptophyta; Magnoliopsida; Fabales; Fabaceae
Product: PAN domain-containing protein At5g03700
Exons: 1
Coding region: 367-1824 (485 amino acids)
Biological process (GO): recognition of pollen
Source: RefSeq, a predicted model, not a curated record